CAUACCUGAGUUGGUUUAAUUGGAACUUUCACUCGAAGUGAAACAAAUGAGACCACAUACUCUGGUAGAGGAGUUUCCUGUGAGUCGGGGAGUGCGCACAAGAGAAUCCGAGCAGUACAGUACAUAGGAAAUGACUCAUAGGAGUUGAACUGUUAGCGUGGGUGUGUGCGCUAUUAAAACAAGGCGCAGACUCCUCCGGGUGACUCACUCUGAUGCUCGCUUUUCCAUGCUGAAACCCAGCACGGAUUGUUAAUCAGAUGAACUUUCGGGAAUUGUGUAGCCGACAGCGAGCAGCUUUUUACCCGCAGACAUCAUGGCUUCAAACGCUCUCUGCGCACUGUGUGGACUUAUUAUAGCGGCCGUGACCAAUUUCUAUGGUGUGAGCGCACAGAAAAGUCAGUGCAGCAAUUCAGAGUUUUGGAACACAGAUUUGGAUGUUUGUGUGCCAUGUGCAUCGUGCAAGCAGUACCCAAAGACCCCAUCAUGCAACACAUGUAAAUAUGUGGAGGAGACACCUGAUGUGUGGAAACUGGCAGCCAUCACCAGUUUCUCAGUGCUUGCUGUCGUGCUGGUCGGUGCCGCGUUGAUUAUCGGGUUCAUGGUGCAUCGGCGCAAGUCACACAAGAGGCCUUUACGUGAACCCAUCGAAGAAACUGCGGGGCCACUUUAUCAAGCUUAAACAUUUCACCUCAUCUUCCUCUGGAAACAGAUGUGACAGAACCAAGGAGCGACUGGUUCAGACUCCAGACGGAGGAACCUCUGGACCAUGAACUGUACAUUCUGACCAGAAUCGGACCAUUUUAAUUUAUUAGACUGUUGAGUGAAGAGACGUGUUCAGUUCUCACGCUCAGCGUAGGUCCAACAGUGACCACAGGACUUACAACGAGCAACUCUCACACCUCUUUAGGAAUAGCAACAACAUUACAAUAGUGCUAUCAGUUUUCAGAUUUUGUGUGCCUUUAUAUUCCACUUAAAUGAGGUUUUGAUCUGGAAAACCUUUGUGGGUUUGCAGAUGUAUGAUUCAGAAGUAAGAUAAAACUACAGCCCUUUCUUCAGAGAGAUGGACGCUUUCCAAAUUCUCGACUCUGAUGAAUGUAACACAGCUACUGCUGCCUGCUGGGCUGCAGUUUGAUCUCCUGCUAUUCACCGGGGUUAGACGAGGUCUAUCUGCUGGUCACUGACCACAGCAGCCUCUUAAAGAUAAAACAACAUGUGAGUAAGAUAUACUGUUAGGCACAUUAAGGCCAUUUGAAUGUAGCUACUUUUGCAGUAGAUGAAAUGUGUUCUAGCCUUUGACCCUGCCAGUACCUCUGUGUACCUGUUCUUUUUAGUAGCCUCAUACAAUGCUGUCGAUUAAAGUAGCAAACUGUAUUCAUUCACUGUUACUGGGCCUCCUGAGACCAACGCAGACCCUGUAUUGCAGGUCAUUACAAUAUUGUCUCGUCUGUUUUAACAUUUCUAGGUUUUAGGAGAUGUUAGUUGGACUUUCCUCUAUCACAACCCGAGAACUCACACGUUACCGUCCAAGGACAGGAUGUUUGAAACACUAGACAUACAAUCCCAAACUGCUAACACGUGGGAAUGUUACGAGGAAUGUACUGCAGUGAAGGAAAUGACAUCUAGAGCGUUAUAGGUGAAGCUAUUCAAUCACACGAUCAUGCUUACUAACACUUGACCUGUUAUUUCAGAUCUGCACCAGGACGAAAAAAUACAUAUAUAUGUCUAGAUGUCUGUUUGUAAUUUUGUAGGGAAUCAUGAUGGGCAAAGUUGUUGUUUUCCACCUUUUUUUAUAGGUUGAUUUUUCUUUUUUUUUCUGUUAAUCUUCAAAACAUCAUGCAGUAUGUGGUUACUGAGAUAUUUAAUGUGACUGACAAUGUUUCAGGUCAUAUUUUCGAUCUGUCUGCUUGCAGGUAAACUGCCUGUCCUCUGGCAGCACAUUCACUUAAAAUACAGAUACUUCCUCUUUUUUUGAGAUUUUUGUAUUAUUUAUUUUAAAGUAUCUUGCAGUGUUGUUUUGCAUCGACUGCGAGUGACAAGCACAGUUGUAAAGGGACUCCAGUGAAGAUUUAUUUUAAACUUCCACCAGGCCAGCCAACAGUUUUACUGAGCAAUAACUAACAUUUUCUGCUUCUCUCUUUCGCUUCCUAUUUCUAAUUGUAUAUACUGUACAUGCACUGGCUUCUUUUACUUAAUGCAAUCUUAUAAACUGCUUUAUGUACCAAAUGUAUUUUCACAAUAAAACUGACAAUUUCUAAUAA
This is a messenger RNA of Scatophagus argus, 2258 nucleotides long. Its product is annotated as tumor necrosis factor receptor superfamily member 12A. Gene Ontology annotation, molecular function: protein binding. The record is from RefSeq and is a predicted model, not a curated record. The transcript is spliced from 5 exons. NCBI's taxonomy places the organism in Eukaryota, Metazoa, Chordata, Actinopteri, Scatophagidae. Gene Ontology annotation, cellular component: plasma membrane. Gene Ontology annotation, biological process: positive regulation of apoptotic process. Bases 314 to 679 code for a protein of 121 amino acids.